Messenger RNA from Acanthamoeba castellanii str. Neff, 267 nucleotides. RefSeq lists its product as uncharacterized. The transcript is spliced from 2 exons. The record is from RefSeq and is a predicted model, not a curated record. Lineage: Eukaryota; Discosea; Longamoebia; Acanthamoebidae. The annotation marks the transcript as partial.
AUGGCAUCAUCAUCGACUGGAAAACAGGCCACGUCAGCGUGCACUGAAAGUUCUCGACGUACUCACGUGAGACUGGUGGUCAACGACGCCUGCCUGGGGAUCGUGCGGGAUGGCAAGUUUGUCCAGUGGAUGGAGUUUCUCGAUGGUCGUGUCAAGACGAUGCAGGCCGCCGGGGUGCUCCUACGGCGACGGCCCGGAUGGCGUCAUGAAGCCUGGCCGGCUUUCGUUCCCGGCAAGGAAUCGUGCCGCGCCAUUGUCACAGUGUCA